Messenger RNA from Alternaria atra, 1185 nucleotides. RefSeq lists its product as uncharacterized. Gene Ontology annotation, molecular function: DNA-binding transcription factor activity. NCBI's taxonomy places the organism in Eukaryota, Fungi, Ascomycota, Dothideomycetes, Pleosporales, Pleosporaceae. Bases 1 to 1185 code for a protein of 394 amino acids. Gene Ontology annotation, biological process: regulation of DNA-templated transcription. The record is from RefSeq and is a predicted model, not a curated record. The transcript has 2 exons.
AUGACUUCAAUUCUUCACUACCGAGACCCUAUCGCCUACAGGAGUGACUUCAUGAGUACCUCCAGCUACCACUCGCCUCACAUGGAUCAGCAGAAGAGGUCGCCGCCUUACGAAGGCCAUUCUUCGGGCUCAGAAGCGCGGCAGCUCACUCCUGGCGCGAAGAAGCGACCAUCGAGAGCUGGUACCCGCAGCGUCACUACCCUCACCGCCGCACAACUGGAGCGAAAGAGAGCAAAUGACCGGGAAGCACAGCGAGCGAUUCGCCAAAGAACAAAAGACCACAUCGAUACUCUUGAACGUCAAGUUCGCGAUCUCACUGCACAAUUGGAGAACAACUCAUCGACCAAGAUGAUGGACCUCAUCAGAAGAAACGAGGAGCUCGAACAAGAGAACGCAGUCCUCCGCGCCCGUCUGUCACACGCCGUAUCGGCACUGGGAGUCCCAGAAUCAGGAGCAGCAGGCGCACCCUCACCGAGUGAUCGGGUUCAGAUGCUCAGCCAACCUCGGAGGAUGUCCACUGGAACCGCAAGGAGCGCACAUUCAGUACCCGAAAUAGCAACACCCGUGUCACAACCUGGACACUGGCAGUCGCAGCAUACGUACGCCCACCACGUUUCCUCGCCUCAUGUAGACACGCCACCUGCCAUGGGUGAAGUCCAAGCGCCGCAGCACGAGGCAGUUCGUUGGAGUCCUCAUCCCGGCCACCCGCAGCAGCAACAGCACCACCAAGUUUCCAUGCCAGUGCAGGAUGCGUCGGUUCAUGCGGUCGAGCAACCAAACAUGUCAUUUUCAAGCCCAUAUGUCAUGGAGAGCAACGCGCGAGCCAUAUCCUACCCUCACGAGAACGCUUCCAUGGUCACCUCGCAGCCUAUGCCAAUGUCCGGAUACGGGACGCCCACUUCGCAUCCUUCGCCUCACGCCUCAGAGUAUCAACGACACAUGAGCGUUCCUAUGCAUCACCAGCCCGUCCAAGGCCAAGGUCCACCUCAGCACCAGCAACAUCACACGUCUGCGCCUUAUGGCUCCUACCCAGUUGGUCCUCAGCAAGGCUACCCUCCUCAAGUCAGCCACGGCAGCGAGAUGCCCAUGAUGCACGCUCAGCACGGUCAACCUCAGAUGAUGAACGAACAAGGUCAGCACAUCAUCUACCAGCCGUACCAGUCCAACAUGAAGGUUGAGCAUUGA